This is a messenger RNA of Macrosteles quadrilineatus (aster leafhopper), 3564 nucleotides long. RefSeq names its product dynamin-1-like protein. The record is from RefSeq and is a predicted model, not a curated record. The transcript is spliced from 13 exons. Gene Ontology annotation, biological process: mitochondrial fission. The coding region runs from base 198 to 2384 and encodes 728 amino acids. Gene Ontology annotation, cellular component: cytoplasm; microtubule; mitochondrion. Lineage: Eukaryota; Metazoa; Arthropoda; Insecta; Hemiptera; Cicadellidae. Gene Ontology annotation, molecular function: microtubule binding; GTP binding; GTPase activity.
GAGAGGAGAGGAGAGCAAGUAUUGUAGUGUAGCAAACGCAGACUGCAGACCGUUUUUCUGAUCUAGUGAUCUGAUCCGAUAUGUACCUAUUGAAAUAUUUGUACGCCUCUGAACAACUAUUUUGGUUGAAUUAGGUUUAUCGCUAAAAAAAUUAGUUUUAAUACUUUUAUUUCACGAUUUUUUGUGACUGUUAAAAGAUGGAAGCACUCAUUCCUGUUAUAAACAAGCUACAAGAUGUAUUCAACACAGUAGGAGCCGAUGCUAUUCAGUUGCCUCAGAUUAUUGUGGUCGGAACACAGAGCUCUGGAAAAAGUUCGGUGAUAGAGAGUUUAGUUGGACGCACAUUUUUGCCUCGUGGUACUGGAAUUGUGACAAGGUGCCCAUUGGUGAUUCAGCUCAACUAUUGUCCCAAAGAUGACCGAGAACGCAGGAGCUCAGAAGAAGGCACACUAAAUAUAGAGGAAUGGGGAAUGUUCCUUCACACCAAAGGCAAGAUAUUUAGUGAUUUUAAUGAGAUUCGGAAUGAGAUUGAGCAAGAGACCAACCGUAAAGCAGGACAUAAUAAGGGAGUGUGUUCAGAGCCAAUUGUUCUUAAAAUAUACUCUCCUCAUGUUCUCAAUUUGUCAUUGGUUGACCUGCCUGGCCUCACCAAGGUUCCAGUUGGGGAUCAGCCUGAAGACAUUGAGCUACAAAUCAAGAAACUAGUCGUGAAGUACAUUAGCAACCCCAAUAGUAUCAUAUUGGCAGUAGUAACAGCAAACACAGAUAUGGCUACAAGUGAAAGUAUCAAGAUAGCAAGAGAUGUCGAUGUUGAUGGACGCAGAACCCUGGCUGUAGUGACCAAGCUGGACCUCAUGGAUGCUGGUACAGACGCCAUUGAUAUUCUAUGCGGUCGAGUGAUUCCUGUUAAACUGGGUAUCAUUGGUGUUGUUAACAGGUCGCAACAGGACAUUAAUGACAAAAAGUCAAUUAAAGAUGCAUUACGUGACGAAGCAGCCUUCCUACAACGCAAGUAUCCGACACUGGCCAAUCGCAAUGGCACCCCUUACCUGGCCAAAACACUCAAUCGUCUGCUAAUGCAUCAUAUACGGGACUGUCUGCCUGACCUCAAGACCAGAGUGAACGUGAUGGUGUCUCAGUUUCAAUCUCUUCUGAAUUCCUAUGGCGAUGAUGUGUCAGAUAAAAGCCAGACAUUGUUACAAAUUAUUACCAAGUUUGCAUCUGCAUAUUGCUCAACCAUUGAAGGGACUGCUAGAAACAUAGAAACUACUGAAUUAUGUGGAGGUGCAAGGAUUUGCUACAUAUUUCAUGAAACAUUUGGACGCACUUUGGAUUCUAUUCACCCUUUAGUAGGACUUACCAAAAUGGAUAUCUUGACAGCUAUUCGGAAUGCUACUGGACCUAGACCUGCUCUUUUUGUCCCAGAGGUGUCUUUUGAGCUGCUAGUGAAGAGGCAGAUCCGUAGAUUAGAGGAGCCAUCGCUGCGUUGUGUAGAGCUAGUCCACGAGGAGAUGCAGCGGAUCAUCCAACACUGCGGUACAGAGAGUCAGCAAGAAAUGCUGCGAUUCCCUAAACUGCAUGAGAGAAUUGUUGAUGUUGUUACUCAUCUGUUGAGAAGACGUCUACCUCCAACUAAUUCUAUGGUUGAAAAUUUGGUUGCAGUCGAGUUGGCUUAUAUCAAUACAAAGCAUCCAGACUUUCACAAAGAUGCUGCUUUGGUCCCCUCUCUUCUAAAGUCUGUGGAAGAGGAAGACUCAAUCAGACAACAAACCAGAAUCAACAAAAGACACACUAUCAACUUGGCUAAUGCUAACUCUAUAGUCAAUGAUACUGAACAGCAAAACCACGGUCAUCACGGUCGAUACAGUGACCCCAUGGACCGUCCAAAUUUACGAAACUUCAUGCCCAAUAUCUUCCCUCGCAGUCAAGAGAAUAAUAGCAAGGAUCCGUCCGCAGAGAACUCACCGUUAUCUACACCUACACACCAACCCAACGACACAGACAGUAAAAGUGCGGUAUUGAGUCCUCAGAAACCCAUCAACUUGCUACCUGAAGUCCCAACUCAGACUAGUCGCAAGUUGUCUGAGAGGGAGCAAAGAGAUUGUGACGUAAUCGAGCGCCUUAUCAAGUCAUACUUCUACAUAGUUCGAAAAUCAAUCCAAGACAGUGUUCCCAAAGCUGUGAUGCAUUUUCUAGUGAAUUAUGUGAAAGACAACCUACAGUCAGAGCUAGUCACACAUCUAUACAAGUCUGACCAGGCAGAUGAAUUGCUCAACGAGUCUGAACAUAUUGCCCAGAGGAGGAAAGAGGCCGGUGAUAUGCUUAAGGCACUUCAGAAAGCCAAUCUCAUCAUCAGUGAGAUCAGGGAAACACACAUGUGGUAGACGUUGACGUUCCACUGCUUCCUCCGUAGUACAUACUCCAACUAUAUUAUAAACUACUUGACAAAAGCUUUUUUUAUUAAAACCAAAGUUAAUCUAAUAAGUUGACCCUUUGACUUGGAGAGUAGACAUCCCAUUCACAUGACAACUCUGUGGCUAGUUUUAGAAUGAAAAUUAAUGUUAUUUAAUUGAACCACUGACAUAGUAACUGAAUAACUUACUGAUUUAUUUGGAAUACUAAUUGUUUCAGCAAUCCAAACUGAAAGACACAACAACUACAGCAACAAAACUAAGGGAGAAAAAAUUAAUUUUGGAUUGUAGCACACUAUGUGAGUGGUUCAACUAUGUCCAUGUGGUGGUAUGACUACUUUAGAAGUCAAAGGUCAGCUCCACUAGGAAGGUGGCUUUAUAGUGUGCAAUAGAUCCUGUGAAAUAUUUUGAAACAUUACAGAUUUAGUUAAAUAUUACCUAAAUAAAUUUAGAUCUAAUGUCUAGUGACCAAGAUUGUUUGUUGUUCGGUUAUAGAAUACAGUUAGUGAUUCAAGUUAAAAUAGUUGACAAGUUUGUUCUUGGUUAGUGUAUCACAGUUAUCAAUUUUUUUUAAAGUUAAAAAUGAAGAUUUGUUAAUAUACUUUUGCUUUAUGUUGUACUUAGCAUUAUCAGUGUUGUUCUUGAACACUUUCGAUUGUACAUAAAAUACAGAAUUGUUAAUUUUAUGAACCUGUAUUUGUUACAUAAAAUCACAGGUUCAUAACCUCAGAACUAUAUUGAAGCAGCAUGUAGCAAUGUUAUGGUUUGAAUGUAUUUUAAUUUACCUUUCAAAGGUCAGUAUUUAUAAUCUCAGAUUUUUAAAAUAUUUAUGUUGCAGUUCAACUAUUUCUUUCAUUUAAUCCAUAAAAAAAAUUAAUUGUUUGUCAGUCUUUAAUAUCAUACAUUUUGUCACAGUUUUGUGUCUAAUUUACAGCAUUUAAGAAGACUCGAAGACUGUAUUUAUUUUCCAGCAGAAAAUGCUUUCUGGAUAUUUGCCAUUUGACCAACAUAGAGUUCCAGAAGCAACCUGCGUUCUUAGAGUAUUGCAUGUUUUAUUCUUUACUCUUCUAUUGUCCAGAGGACAACGUGCUGUAGUUAAUUUGUGAAGAUAUUAAGCCUGCAUAAAUAAAUGUGAUAUUUUGUUUGUUUUUAA